CUCAGCCUUCUCUUGAAUAGCCUUGAUAGUCUACCGGAAAUGCGAGAAAGAAGAGGAAGCUGCUCGAGUCGACCGGAAGUCUUGUAAAUAGCUGCAGCUGUGGAUGACAAACCAAGAUGGCUGGCAGCAGACUAGAGAAGUUUGGGACUGUAUUCUCCAGGGUUCGAGAUCUGAUGCGCUCUGGGGUCAUAAAGCCAUCAGAGAAACCCAUCUGGUAUGAUGUAUAUGAGGCUUUUCCACCCAAGAGGGACCCACUUCAUGUGAAGCCCAACACCAGAGCCUUUACCAAGACACAGGAAACUGUUCCUGAAAUCUUCUACAGAGAGGAUGAAGUCAGAGCGAAGUUCUAUGAGUGCUUUGGGACAGGUCCCUGGGCUUUUGAUCUGUCCAAACCAAACUUUGUUUCUACAUGUCAAAGGUUUGUAGAGAAGUACAUGGACUUAAAGAGCCAGAGUGAUCUGGAUGACUCCGCUCUGUUUGAAGAGACGUGGAAGGCUUUUCUCUCAGAAGGCAUCGUGCUGAGAAGGAGAGGAACUGCUCCUGUGUCAGCAGAGUCCAGGGAUGCAGUGCUCAAGCUGAAACUAACAGACAUGUUGGCAGAGCUGCAGUCAGUGGGUGCAGACAGCGAGAAGAUAACAGACACUAAACACACACCAUAGACCUCAGCAGCUCAAGGCCUCUCUGAUAAGCUGCAGAUGCUCUUUGACUUUAAGAAGUUGUGUUUUUGCUGCUCCUCUGGAAGUGAUGGUCAUCUGUAGUAAUGGCUUUAUUUUAAACACCAAGUCAUGUCAUACCUGUCAGUGAUGUCCCUUGACAUCAGGAAGUGCUCUGUGGGCUGACAGGAUGCCAGCUUCAUGUUUCCUAAACUGAUGUCAUUUUCCACAGUGCACUGCAGCACCAGCAGGAUGCUAUCUGUCAUAUAAGGAUCAAAGGAGCGAUUAUUCCUGAGUUGACAUUUAAGUGGAAAUAGUCCAAAAACAUACUGUAUGUUGUGUGGAAGUAUAUAACUGUGUGUGGAAAUAAAAUGUGAAAUUAAAGUUACUUUUAUAACAUC
This is a messenger RNA of Epinephelus lanceolatus (giant grouper), 1054 nucleotides long. RefSeq names its product mitochondrial ribosomal protein S23 (gene mrps23). Gene Ontology annotation, cellular component: mitochondrion; ribosome. Lineage: Eukaryota; Metazoa; Chordata; Actinopteri; Perciformes; Serranidae. The record is from RefSeq and is a predicted model, not a curated record. Gene Ontology annotation, biological process: translation. Gene Ontology annotation, molecular function: structural constituent of ribosome.